Messenger RNA from Gastrolobium bilobum, 2064 nucleotides. Its product is annotated as putative pentatricopeptide repeat-containing protein At3g15130. Gene Ontology annotation, biological process: RNA modification. Lineage: Eukaryota; Viridiplantae; Streptophyta; Magnoliopsida; Fabales; Fabaceae. Gene Ontology annotation, molecular function: protein binding; RNA binding; zinc ion binding. The record is from RefSeq and is a predicted model, not a curated record.
AUGAAUGAGCGUUACCUAUUCACUGAGAUCCUGAACAAGUGCUCGAAGCAUCGUUUGCUUGAUCAGGGAAAGCAAGUACAUGGGGUUGUGGAGAAACUAGGAUUUGGGCAUGUUUUGGCUUUAAACAAUGAUCUCAUUGUUAUGUACGCUAAGUGUGGCAAUGUGAACCUUGCUUGUUCGGUGUUUGAUCGAAUGCCCCAAAGAAAUGUAGUCUCUUGGACAGCUCUUAUAUGUGGCCAUUUACAAAAUGGUGAUGCCAAAAGCUCGUUGCUUUUAUUCUCUAAAAUGGGUCGUUCAGCUGUUAGGCCGAAUGAGUUCACACUUUCUACGAGUCUAAAAGCAUCAGGGGUUUUGGGCAUCCCUGAGAAUGGAACUCAAAUUCAUGGGGUUUGUGCAAAAUCUAAUUUUGAUUGGGUACCUGCUGUGGGAAAUUCUAUAAUUGACAUGUACUGUAAGUGUGGUAGGGUUAGUGAGGCUGCCCGAGUAUUUAACACUCUGCCAUUAAGAAAUCUUAUAAGUUGGAAUGCAAUGAUUGCUGGAUACACCCACGGAAAAAAUGGUGAAGAGGCUUUAAAUCUCUUUCGAAAAAUGCAAGAGAAGGGGGAAGUUCCUGAUGAAUACACAUACUCAAGCACGUUAAAGGCAUGUAGUUGUCUUGGUGCAAUAAGAGAAGGAACGCAAAUCCAUGCUGCAUUAAUCAGACAAGGAUUUCCUUAUUUGGCUCAAUCAGCAGUUGCAGCUGCUCUGGUUGAUCUAUAUGUCAAAAGCAGGCGCAUAGCUGAAGCUAGGAUGGUGUUCAGUCAAAUUGAACAGAAGAAUGUGAUAUCUUGGAGCACACUAAUUCUUGGGUAUGCACAAGAAGACAAUUUGCCAGAAGCCAUGGACUUGUUUCAGCAAUUGAGAGAGAGCAGACAUAAAGUGGACGGGUUUGUACUAUCGAGUCUCAUAGGUGUAUUUGCUGAUUUUGCCCUUGUGGAGCAGGGGAUGCAAAUGCAUGCUUAUACCAUCAAAGUCCCGUAUGGUUUAGAAAUAUCUGUGGCAAACUCAGUUCUAGAUAUGUACAUGAAAUGCGGGUUAACAGAUCAAGCAGAUGCACUUUUCAGAGAAAUGCCGGCAAGAAAUGUGGUUUCCUGGACAGUUAUGAUCACUGGUUAUGGAAAACAUGGUAUUGGGAAUAAAGCAGUUGAACUUUUCACUGAAAUGCAAGUGGAUGGAAUCGAACCUGACAGUGUAACUUACUUAGCAGUGCUCUCAGCUUGCAGCCAUUCUGGACUCAUCAAAGAAGGUCAACAAUACUUCUCUAGUUUCUGUAACAAUCAGCAGAGAAAACCACAAGUAGAGCAUUAUGCUUGCAUGGUUGAUCUCCUUGGAAGAGCUGGACGCUUAAAGGAAGCAAAAGAUCUCAUUGUGAAAAUGCCCCUGAAGCCAAACGUUGGUAUAUGGCAGACAUUGCUAAGUGUUUGUAGAAUGCAUGGAGAUGUUGAGAUGGGGAAACAAGUGGGAGAGAUACUUUUGAGUUUGGAUGGUAAUAAUCCAGUCUACCAUGUCAUGAUGUCAAACAUAUAUGCUGAUGCAGGAUAUUGGAAAGAGAGUGAAAAAAUAAGAGAUGCUAUGAAGAGAAAGGGAUUGAAGAAAGAGGCAGGACGUAGUUGGACAGAAUUAGAGAUAGACAAGGAAAUCCACAUUUUCUACAAUGGAGAUGGAACACAUCCACUUAUAGAGAAAGUUCACGAAGUGUUGAAAGAAAUGGAGAAGAGGAUGAAAGAAGAAAUAGGCUAUGUUCAUAACGUAAAUUUUGCUUUGUAUGAUGUUGAGGAAGAGUCAAAUGUGGACAGUUUGAGGGUUCAUAGCGAGAAAUUAGCUAUUGGGUUGGUUUUGGCUGGUGGUGGGCUAAAAGGAGAAAAGAUGAUUCGGAUUUUCAAGAACUUGAGGGUUUGUGGUGAUUGCCAUACACAUUCAUAAAAGGGUUUAUCACAGGUUUUGAAGAUUGUAUUUAUGGUGAGAGAUGCAAAUAGGUUUCACAGAUUUGAGAACGGCUUGUGUUCGUGUGGAGAUUACUGGUGA